AUGACGAAGACGCGCUCAAAUUCUAAGGAUUCUACUAUGAGCAAUGGUUCAGCAAUUUUUGGUGCCCGUGUAACUCGGAGCGCCGCUAGAAGUCGUGGUGAAAAACUGGUGGAAUUAAGCAGAGAAGGAGUCGAAGUCGUUCAGUUAAAGAACAAGUUGUAUCGUCCAAUUAAGUCAAAAAUUUUGCGUCAAAACAUAACCGAGGAGGAAAUUCAAUUCAUUAUUGAUAAUGAUGAUUUGUCGGACACUGACAGUGAGGAUUCACUUCCCGACCAUAAAUAA
This is a messenger RNA of Acaulospora morrowiae, 282 nucleotides long. The record is from the annotation of a GenBank genome assembly. Lineage: Eukaryota; Fungi; Glomeromycota; Glomeromycetes; Diversisporales; Acaulosporaceae.